This is a messenger RNA of Gopherus flavomarginatus (Mexican gopher tortoise), 1614 nucleotides long. RefSeq lists its product as uncharacterized. Lineage: Eukaryota; Metazoa; Chordata; Testudines; Testudinidae. The record is from RefSeq and is a predicted model, not a curated record. The transcript is spliced from 3 exons. Bases 370 to 1536 code for a protein of 388 amino acids.
GCUGUCUGUGGCUACUCCGGUGCUUUCAGCUGUCGGGCUCUUCCGGCUCUUGUCGCCAAGGGAAAAGAGCCAGGAAGAUAUUCUGAACUGUUGAUAUUAAAGGCCUGGUCUACACUAGGUGUUUAUACCAAUUUUAGCAGAGUUAAACCGAUUUAACGCUGCACCCAUCCACACAACGAGGCCCUUUAUAUCGAUAUAAAGGGCUCUUUAAACCGGUUUCUGUACUCCUCCCCGAGAGAGGAGUAGCGCUGAAAUCGGUGUUACCAUAUCAGAUUAGGGUUAGUGUGGCCGCAAAUCGACGGUAUUGGCCUCCGGGUGGUAUCCCACAGUGCACCACUGUGACCGCUCUGGACAGCAAACUGAACUCGGAUGCACUGGCCAGGUAGACAGGAAAAGCCCCACGAACUUUUGAAUUUCAUUUCCUGUAUCGCUGGUGUGGAGAGCUCACCAGCACAGGUGACUACGCAGAGCUCAUCAGCACAGGUAACAAUGCAGUCUCCUGAGAAUCGAAAAAGAGCUCCAGCAUGGACCGCACGGGAGGUACUGGAUCUGAUCGCUAUAUGGGGAGAGGAUUCUGUGCUAACAGAACUCUGUUCCAAAAGACGAAAUGAAAAAACAUUUAAACGAAUUUCCAAGGCUAUGAUGGAGAAAGACCACAUCAGGGACUCAGUGCAGUGCAGAGUGAAAGUUAAGGAGCUCAGACAAGCCUACCAGAAAACCAAAGAAGCAAAUGGAAGGUCCGAGGCAGGGCCGAAAACAUGCCACUUCUGCGCGGAGCUGCAUGCAAUUUUAAGGGGGUCCACCACCACUACCCCACCCAUGUCCGUGGAUUCCGAGAUGGGGGUGGUAAUCUCAGUCAUGGCUGAGGAUUCUGCGGACGGGGAAGAUGAGGAGGAGGAGGAAGAGGAGGACGAGCUUGCAGAGAGCACACAGCACUCCGUUCUCCCGAACAGCCAGGAGCUUUUUCUCACCCAGAUGGAAUUACUCUCCCAGCCCUCCCAAGCCACUAGCCCAGACAAUGAAGCGAUGGAAGCGACCUCUGCUGCAAAUUUUUCAAGCCUCCCUACUCCAUCCCGAAGGCUAUCUCAGAUAAGGCGGAGGAAAAAAAAGACACGAGACAAAAUGUUCUCGGAAAUCAUAGAAGUAACCCGCAAUGAAAGAGCUCAUCUGAAUGAGUGGAAGGACAUGGUAUCAAAUUACAGGAAAGAUGCCAGUGAACGUGAGGACAGGAGGGACCAACGUGAGGAGAGGAGAGACGCUCGAGAUGAGAGGUGGCGGCAGGAAGAUCAACAGUGGCGGGAUGUAAUGCUGGGGCUGCUGCGUGAUCAAACUGACAUCCUCCGACGUCCAGUGGAGCUUCAGGAACAGCAGCAGGGUCACAGAGUGCUGCUGCAGCCCCUGUGUAACCAGCCUCACCACUCACCAUGUUCCAUAUCUUCCUCACCCAGACGUGUAAGAACGCGUGGGGGAAGGCUUCAUGCACCUGCCCACUCCACCCCUUUGGACAGCCCAACCAAAAGGCUGUUAUUACUUUGAAAUAUUUUUAGUAGCCUUUUCCUUCCCUCCUAUCCUCCUCCCAAACCACACCCGGGAUACCUUGUCAGUUCUCUCCUU